AUGCCGAAAGACCACUGCCAGUGUUCCGCUUUAAUCGGGAUACUCGACGCGAAAUUAGAGCGUCUUUCGAAGGCAUUGGAGGACUCAGGCGCCAAGAAUGCAGCGACCUGGGCGAAAGUCGACAAGGAACUUUCCUCGCUGAACCAAUACCUCGCGAUGUCCAUACCGGGUCCCAUGGCUGCGAAGAAAGUCAUACAACUUUCUGACGCGGCUAUAAAAACCGCCACAGCGUCGCUAGUGGACAGACGCCUAAGGGAAAACAGGCUGAUAAUCUGGGGGUCGUUCUCCGGAAAAAUCACGCCAGCGAAGCUGGCACAGUCGAUCCUCAGCAAGCCUGAUCAAUCGCUCCACGCAGAAUGGCUACGCCAAAAGGGAAGUAAGCGAACCCUUGGACUUCUAGUUACUCUUUCUUCCCCGUCCGACGUACAGGCAAUCUUGGAGCGGGCUGGCAGCAUUCAAAAGGCCAACCCAAUGAUCAGGCGCCUAUCUGAGGAUCGUCCUCUAGACGCGCGCAAGAUUGGUCACAACAGGUCAGGAGUGGAAGCACGAAACAGGCUUCCACCGGGCACUAAACCAGACGACCCCAAACUCAUGACCAAGCCGAUUGUGGUCAUAUCCCCCUGUGCUCCCGAAAGCAGGCCGAUGAAACCAGCUGGUUCUCCGGACAGCAGUUUUUAUUCGACCACCACAGGCCUCUCGCCCACCAAAGGCAGGGACGCCCUGGAGGAGACAAAUCCCACAUGCAAGCAGCGCCCAAACUACGUGGAGCUAUCAACGCUUAUCUCCGUAUCAGAGGGCACAGCUGCAGCCGCGCACUCGUCAACAAAGUCACAGCCCCUGAACUGGACUGAGUCAGAUGUGCGGGGACAAGGAGCGAAGCCAAUCUCUAGCUCCACUCCGUCAAAAGCUGCAUCCCUGCUUGUGGACCCAACUGUCGCCCAGUACCCCGACACCCAAAGCCACAAACAUGACUACAGCCAUCCGGAAAAUCCCUCGUACAUCCAGUUGUCCACGCUGAUCGCUGGCGGAUCGGGUGUGCACACAAACACGGAAGAAGAGCGACUGCAGCCAAAAAAGCCAUAUAAAACUCGCCAUAUUAGAAAACUGCUGGCUGGCUUCAAGGUGCAGUCCUCCGCGAAAACGAGCCUCUUGGGAGCGCCACCAAAAUCAUUACUUCUUGGUGCCACCACCCAGCGCUCAUGGCCUCGCAGAGACACUCUUCCGGUUAAACCACUCCAAAACGCCCAAGGAUCCAGAAAGGCGAAAGCUUGCAGCAAACCUUUGAUCAGCAGCAAAUCUGGUCGACGAAAAAGGGAUGCUGAAAGAGCUACAAACAGCAACGGUCGAAAUUUUCGCCCAAGGGGAAAAAAACUCCGUCCCCCAGAGCCAAAAAGCCCGAGCAACCCGAGCUCUCACGGAACGAAAAAGACCCCGCAGGCGAAAAGCACCCCCAGAAACCACAAUGGCCGGAAGCAGCCAUCGCCGCAGAGGCCCCCUUGGAGCCUUGGACUCAGACUCAAACCUGGUGCACAACUAUUAAUGUGCCGUAUUUCUAAAACCCCACCAGCUGUUGAGUUGCGUCGAAGUCUACUUGCGGACGCGAUGUUUCGGUUGGGCCCCUCCCAAUGGGGUCCUAGAUUGCUGAGGAACGGUGUCCGUAGUGCGAACAGUUCAAGUCGGGGUUCGCCUAUGCAGGCUGCUCCACCUACAACAGCGGCGACUGGUGCCAGUUCAAGUCCGAAAGCAACAGCUUCUCCUCCACCGCCCCCGUCACCCGCGUCGGAUAAGCUGGAAGUUUUUGUGGACGGAACGCCUGUUUUGUGUGACCCCGGAAUGACCGUUCUGCAGGCCUGUGCUCUAGCUGGCGUACAAAUACCGAGGUUUUGCUACCACGAGCGCCUGUCCAUUGCUGGCAACUGUCGCAUGUGUCUGGUCGAAGUGGAAAAAUCCAUGAAACCGGUGGCCAGUUGUGCAAUGCCCGUAAUGCGCGGAAUGAGCAUUAAGACCGACUCACCGCUGACGAAGAAGGCUCGGGAGGGUGUAAUGGAGUUUUUGCUGGUAAAUCAUCCUCUGGACUGUCCGAUAUGUGAUCAGGGCGGAGAAUGUGAUUUACAGGAUCAGUCAAUGAAUUACGGUUCCGAUAAAUCGCGAUUUGUUGACAAUCUCUUUUCCGGGAAACGGGCAGUGGAGGACAAAAACUUGGGGCCAUUAAUAAAGACAAUAAUGACACGAUGCAUCCACUGUACUCGAUGCGUGAGAUUUGCUAAUGAAGUUGCUGGAAUUCCUGAUCUGGGUACAACUGGCCGUGGCAACAACAUGCAGAUUGGUACCUAUAUUGACAAACCCUUCUUCAGUGAACUGUCUGGCAACGUUAUCGAUCUCUGCCCGGUAGGAGCCCUUACAUCCAAACCAUAUGCAUUCACUGCUCGCCCAUGGGAAACACGUCGCAUAGAGUCUAUCGAUGUGAUGGACGCAGUCGGUUCUAAUAUUGUAAUAUCUAUGCGCACGAACGAAGUGCUACGCGUCAUACCACGACUGAAUGAGGUGAGUUUCUUUCAGACUUCCCUUUUUCAUUCCAAUUUUAUUUUUGAU
Molecule: messenger RNA, 2592 nt
Organism: Opisthorchis viverrini
Lineage: Eukaryota; Metazoa; Platyhelminthes; Trematoda; Opisthorchiida; Opisthorchiidae
Exons: 7
Biological process (GO): ATP synthesis coupled electron transport
Cellular component (GO): membrane
Molecular function (GO): iron-sulfur cluster binding; NADH dehydrogenase (ubiquinone) activity
Source: RefSeq, a predicted model, not a curated record